Messenger RNA from Striga asiatica, 411 nucleotides. The record is from the annotation of a GenBank genome assembly. Lineage: Eukaryota; Viridiplantae; Streptophyta; Magnoliopsida; Lamiales; Orobanchaceae.
AUGCAUAAAGUUGUGGCGGGACUCGAAAUUCCGUACGUGGCCAUGCAGAACAGCGAGAACCUGAGUUAUGAUGAUGUGUGCACUGACGUGGCGCGCGAACUGUGUGAGUGUGUUGGGGAGGCGGAGUUAUCCGGGCUGCCAGCCUGGAGGAUGAUUGUGGACCCUGGGAUUGGGUUCUCGAAAAAUACGGAGCAGAAUUUGGAUAUAAUUAAUGGGUUGAAGGAUAUGAGGGGUGAGAUUGGGAAGAGGAGGUUGGCCCUGUCACGUGUGCCGUUGUUGGUAGGGGUUUCUAGGAAGAGGUUUUUGGGUGAGAUUUGCGGCCAGCCAAACCGGCACAACGGGAUGCUGCCACUGUGGCUUGUGUGGCGGCUGGGGUUUUUGGGGGUGCGAAUAUUGUGUGAGGGAUUGUAG